UUCAUUUUGUAGAAAAAUUCGGUAUUCCAGGAGUAAUAGGGUGUAUUGAUGGAACACAUGUGGCUCUGAUUAAACCUUUUGAGAACGAGCAUCUAUUUUUUAACCGAAAAGGAUUUUUUAGCAUAAACGCAAUGAUUAUUUGUGAUUUUGAUAUGAUAAUAAGAGCAGUAGAUGCAACUCGGCCUGGUGCAAGCCAUGACGCUUUCGUAUUUAGUAUGAGCAGUGCAAAACACUAUUACCUAUCGCAGUAUGAAGCUGGUGACCGAGGGUCUUGGCUACUGGGAGAUUCUGGUUUUGGUAUAGAGCCAUUUCUACUGACUCCAUAUAGAAACCCAGGCCCAAGAUCAGCAGAACACAGAUUUAACCAGCAGCAUGGAAAAGCACGUAACAUCGUUGAGCGUGUUAUAGGAGUAUUAAAAAGUCGGUUUCGUUGUUUGAAAACUACCCUGCCAUAUACGCCGCAAAAGGUAGUGAAGAUAAUAAAUGUUUGUUGCGCACUACAUAACAUAUGUAGGAGUAAUCAAAUAGAUGACAUUGAAACGGAAACCGUAUUAGAAAACAAUCCAAUUAAUGAGGAAAUUGCUGAAAAUGAGGAAAACAGUAGUUUAUAUAGUGUUGGCAGAAAUAUAAGAGACUCUAUUGCUAGAAAUUUAAUAUUAUGA
Molecule: messenger RNA, 662 nt
Organism: Anastrepha obliqua
Lineage: Eukaryota; Metazoa; Arthropoda; Insecta; Diptera; Tephritidae
Product: putative nuclease HARBI1
Exons: 2
Coding region: 132-662 (176 amino acids)
Source: RefSeq, a predicted model, not a curated record